Molecule: messenger RNA, 833 nt
Organism: Drosophila eugracilis
Lineage: Eukaryota; Metazoa; Arthropoda; Insecta; Diptera; Drosophilidae
Gene: mRpL54
Product: 39S ribosomal protein L54, mitochondrial
Exons: 3
Coding region: 283-678 (131 amino acids)
Cellular component (GO): mitochondrial large ribosomal subunit
Molecular function (GO): structural constituent of ribosome
Source: RefSeq, a predicted model, not a curated record
AACAAAUUACUGACAUCAGUUACAAACAUUUUGGCUACUUUUUUCCAUAAUAAAUGUUUUUGAAAUCACAUUAGGAAACACUUACUAUUUUUUAAUUUAAGAAAAGGUUCGAUAGUUUUUUGUUUUGAUAAAUCAGCUGACUGGUCGUAUACUUUAUAUCCAGGGCUGCAUUGUAGGAUUAACAUUUAGCAGAUUAUACAACAAAACGGCAAGUUUUGUAAAUUUAACAAUUAAUAAUCAAUUAAAGUAACAAUAAGAGAGUAAAUAAAAAACACAGCAGAUAUGAGCAAUUUAACUGCGGUGUUCCAAAUGGUUAAACAGCGAUUGAUAGCCCCAGCGAUAGGGAACUCCACACGUUGUUAUGCCGUCAAACCGGCGGCGCCAGGUGAAAGAAAAAAACUGGGCAAGCUAGGACCCAUCGUGGAGAAGAAAAUCAUUCCUGUGGAGACGGAUGCAAACAAACUGGUAAACUAUGUGUGUGGUAGCAACUACCUAAAAACUGGAGAGGAUGUCAAGAUCAAACCGGAUACAGAGUACCCCGAGUGGCUUUGGUCCCUAAACACGGAACGUAUCAUCCCGUUAGACGAACUGGAUCCCAACACGAAGCAGUACUGGCGACGCCUGAGGAAACUGGCUUUACGGCGCAACAACCAGCUUUCCAAGCUAAAGAAGUUCUAGACCCUGUAGCCCUAGGUGUUAUCGUUGAUUUUGGAGACCCGACCCUCAAAGCGCCCCAUGUUGUUUGCAAUGCUCUCCGGAGCAACAAGUAUGUAAACACAAUGUUUUCUGCUAAAAACAAACCACAAAUACAUAUUUCACCGUCUUAUCAAUAA